AUGAGCUCAACUCAAACUGUGACAGAAGACGAAUUUGAGAAUGAGACGGAGAGCAAUAAGAACGAUGUGCCAAUUGAUCAUACAUUUACACAUAGAGCUUUGACUAUUGCCACACCUGAAUGCGUCAAGAAGGUUUCGGCUUCUGUAAGUGGUACUGUGUGACCUUACUUUUUAAUAUUUUUGGUACUGUUCAGUACGGUUGGGCAUAUAAAUUGGUACAUUUCAGUACGGCUGGGCGUAUAAACCUAUUUUCAGCUUCUCCAUCACAUUCAUUUGCUACACAAACCAGGGAGACAUCGCUUAUCAUCUAUUCAUGAAAAUGUCAACGAAAAUCGGGUACUAGUACUAUAUACGGGCGGUACUAUCGGUAUGAAAAACAAUGAAGGAGGUGGGUUUUGACAGCAAAAUUGAUUCAAAAAUGACAUUUUGUAUUUCAAAUUUCUCUAUUUUUGUCAAAUUUUGGCUAAAAACGUUAUUUGCAACACAAUGCCAAAAUUGGCGGGAAAACUGAAAUUUGAAAUUUUUCAGGAUUUUUCUAAAAAUAUGUCAAGAGAAGGUGGAAAGUGUAUUCUGCCUUACAUUUCAUUGUAAUUAUUUUAAAAAAUUUUGAUUUUGUUACUUAAAUUUAAAAAUUUUAUAAAUUUUAUAUUACAGUAUACUCACCAGAACCUCAUUUCUUACCAAGUGCAAUAAGAGAACUACCGCCGUUGAAUGACAAAGAAUAUGUGGAGAAACACUACUUUGAUUGUGACAUCAAACCGUAUUGUUUACCGCCAGUUAAGGGCUUCAAUCAUCGAGUUACUUAUUGGGUAUGUUACAGUACUUUUAGGUAACAAAUAACGUUUUUUUUUGAGAUUUUGGGUCGUAAAGAAAGUUCUUGCUAUUUUAUGAUUUGUAAAUAAAGUUCUUGCUAUUUUUCGUUUUGUAAAGAAAGUUUUUUCAAAGUUCACUUAUGACAUUACAGGUAGUAGAAUACGAGCCAUUGUUGGACAGUAGUGAUAUGACAUUCGAUGAUUGGAUUCGAAUUGCUCAUGACAUUAAAAAGUCUUAUCAACACUACGAUGGAUUUGUGGUACUACAUGGUACUGACACUUUGGCAUACACGGCUUGUGCUUUAAGUUUCAUGAUGGAGCAGUUGGGGAAACCUGUGGUGGUUACUGGAAGUCAGGUAAGGGUAGGGUAGGGUAAAAAAGAAUAUUUUUGUAAUUCUCAGGCUUUUCAUUCUUUUGUAAAUAAAUAUUUUGCAAAAUAAAACUUCUUUUCAGAUUCCAGUAGCAGAAGUUCGUUCAGACGGUCGUGAGAAUCUGAUCGGUGCUCUAAUUGUAGCUGGUCAUCUUGAUAUACCAGAGGUUUGUGUUUACUUCAACAAUAAGUUACUGCGCGGUAAUCGGACUACGAAACUUGAUAAUUGGGGAAUGGACGCCUUUACAUCACCCAACAAUACUCCUUUGGCCGUCAUGGAUAUUUCCAUCAGUGGUAAGGCGAUAUUUUGUUUUUUGUGAGUUUUUGCUUUUUAUUAAAUCUUCUUUUAUAAUUUUUUGGUUUUUUGGAUUAAAAAAGCAUAAAAACAACAAAAAAGCAUUAAUUUUGUCUUUGAAAACUUUUAAAAUACGCAAAAAAGAACCUGCCUCAUGCUGGAAUCGAACCAGCGACCUUCUGUUUACUAGACAGACGCUCUGCCCCUGAGCCAAUGAGGCACGCUUCGUUUCUCUUUCCGUUUCAUUUCUAUUCUCUUUCAGUGAAUUGGGAGAACAUUUUCCGUUCGAAUGAGAUCGCAACCUUCAAUGUAGCGGAUAAAUUGUGUCGGAAUGUGAGUAUUCUACGUAUCUUCCCAUCAAUACCCAUUGAAUCAGUGAGAGCAGUGCUUCGGCCGCCAACUCAAGGUGUUGUGCUGCAAACUUAUGGAAGUGGCAAUAUUCCGUUGAGGAGAACUGACAUUAUUGAUGAGAUCAAAGCGGCUGUGGAUCGAGGAUGUUUGGUGCUGAAUGUGUCACAAUGUUUGAAAGGACGGGUUAAUACUAGUUAUGCUACGGGAAAGGUAAUAGAAUUUUGAAGAAAUGUUUUGCUUUUUAGGUAUAAUAACAUAGUGUUCUCAGAAACAAUCAGGCUUUUAGGUACGAUAAGAUGGUGUAAAAUACUAUAAACCAUCUCUAAGAUGCAUAACAUACCUUAGUUUGGCUUAAAAACAAGGUAUAUUAGCCAAAAAGCUUUAAAAACGGUCAUAAAAGGUCUAAAACUCUAAAAUAAGCUGUGCUAUCACCUAAAAUUAUAGGUUUUAUCAAACGCCGGAGUAAUACCAGGCUCCGACAUGACUACAGAAGCAGCUUUGACAAAAUUAGCUUAUGUGUUGAGCUGUGAUUGUUCAAUAGAGGAGAAGAAAUUGAUGUUGGUUCAGAAUAUUCGAGGAGAACUCACCAUUCAACAGGUCCAGGCUUUGAAUGAGCUUGAUAUCAGUAAGUUAUUUGGGUUGUAAAUUGUUGAAAGGCUUAUAUUUUGUUGUAUUUUUAGGUAGAAAAGGUGUUAAGUUAGAAAAAUGUUGGGUUUGACGUUGUUUUAGGCAUAAAAAGGGUGUUGUUUUUGAUCCAGUUCUCUUAUAUUAACCUUUAAAAAUCACUAGAAAAUCUUCGGCAAUACUUUUAAAUCUAAUCUAAAUUUGUUUCAGUCCCCAGACUAGCCAAAUACCUUCAUAUUUCAUCGUCACACGAGACCAAACUGUUAAAGGAAGCUUUGUUCACUCCGUUAGUGUCUCAUGCAGCUCACACUAAUGAUACCAAGUUGUUGGAAUCACUUCGUCUGAGUGGCGCUAACUUUGCCAACACAGAUUACAACAGAAGAAACGCGCUACAUGUGGCAGCAGCUAAUGCAAACCUAGAAAGCGUGCAAUACCUACUACAACAUGGGGUUUCCGUUCACGUGCGAGAUGCAGACCACGAAAACGCCUUACAAGCAGCGAUUCAGACCAAGAAUCUGGAGAUUAUUACAACCUUAAGGAACGCUGGGGCCCAUUUAAGCGCUCACAGUGUCAGAGUAGGUACGGAGCUUUGUCUAACAGCCAGUCAAGAAGAUAUUGAAGGCCUCAGGGCAUGGUUUGCAGCUGGAGCUUCGCCUAACGAAGUGGAUUAUGACGGAAGGACGGCACUUCAUGUGGUGAGUUUUUAAUAAAGAUUUUUGAAGGAUAUAGUGUAAAUUUUGUCAUCUUCCUCAACUUAUAGAACUUAUCGUACCAGUACGUACAACAUUUAAAACCUUUCUUCCAGGCCGUUCAUCGCAACUUACUGGAAGUAGCCAAGUUUUUAUGUCAGAACGGUGCAAAUCCACUAUUAUUUGACAAUCUUGGCCGCCGACCAAUGGACGAAGCCAGUGAUUCGGCCAUGAAAGAGUUGUUGGAAGAGACGGCCAACAAACUGUCUUCAGACGGAUCCGAACACUGUUGUUGA
Bursaphelenchus okinawaensis is the source of this 3437-nucleotide messenger RNA. The record is from the annotation of a GenBank genome assembly. Lineage: Eukaryota; Metazoa; Nematoda; Chromadorea; Rhabditida; Aphelenchoididae.